This is a messenger RNA of Tricharina praecox, 1034 nucleotides long. RefSeq lists its product as uncharacterized. The coding region runs from base 115 to 735 and encodes 206 amino acids. NCBI's taxonomy places the organism in Eukaryota, Fungi, Ascomycota, Pezizomycetes, Pezizales, Pyronemataceae. The record is from RefSeq and is a predicted model, not a curated record. The transcript has 2 exons.
AUUCGCCGAAUCGCCGUCAUGGCCCAUGCCAUGGGGUGGCUGGGAGAGCUGAAUCUUAAUGGCUGGUGGGAGAAACUGCAUGCGCUUAAGGGGCGCAAAUAAGUACUCCACGGUAUGUACUUGGCCAUUCAUGCCGUGUCGCGACUCGUCAAUUCAUGCCUUCGUCCGUCCCGUCCGCCCAUCAAUGCGAACGCAACGACUCGAACCGAAUCCACUCCGUCAUCGCUGAAGAGUCCGAAUCCGCACAGGGCGGGGCGAGGUCAAUGCAUGCAUGCACGUCAUCUCCGCUUCCGGGCGAUCACUUUCGCUUCUCCAGACUCCGGAGUAAGUCUGUGUCCACUGUCGGAUGAUCGGAUCGCCUUGUUUUUUUGUCUUCCUACAUAUAAUAGGUGUCUAUCAUGGGACAUCAAUUCGCACUUCGCACUCCGCAUUUCACUUCUUGAAAAACAAACCCAAGCAGACAGACAACAUUCAAACUCCCUACGACUCCAAAGCAACAACCCCCACCCCCCACUCCCCCUCGACCGUCAAUUCAAACUUCAAAGCCUCCAGCAUUUCCUCCGUCUUGACCAUGUCUUCCCCGGACCCCGGUUGCCGCCGGCCGCGAGAAUUGGGAUUCCAAUCAUCCUCUGCAUGUAUGUAUUUAUGUAUGUAGGUAUUCUACCUACAUGGUUACCAACUCUUCAGGCAUAUGUACUAUACAUACAUUCCUGCGUACUGCAGCUACGCUGCUGAUAUAUCGGGAUCACGCAUGGGCCAUCCUACAUCGGCGAUCGGCGGUUGGAUAGGUGGCGUGGUGUCUGCUCCGCUGCGCUAAAGACACGCGCGGCGGCGCGGGUUCUGGCGUUCCGCACUCUUUCCAGCGCGGCUCAGUAACUACUCACUCGUCACUCACCCAUCAUCCAGAAUUGCGGUCCAGUGAUUCUGCACUGGACCGACUAUCCCACUGCCGUCCUCAAUACUGAUAUAAUUUUCCAGUCCAGUCCGUCCGAACAAGACUACCGUCCAGACCGGUCACCGGACUGGUUAUGCAG